AUGGAGAAGGUGAACAUCGAACCUUGUGUGAAGAUGGACACCCAAACCCUUGACCUUCUCAAGAUAAGAGAUGAUGUCACAUGGUACAUAAGGAAGCUAGGCUUGAGCAAGCUCUUCAAGCUAGAGUGUAGUGAGUACUCACAACUCACCAAGGAGUUCCUCUCCACAGUAGCUCUUGCCUUUCCCAACCACAAUGGAGACCAACCAGCUGGUGAUGGACUCCUACUCUUCAAGAUAGGCGAUGCCAAUGGGCGCAUCUCCAUCUCAGCUCUAUGCCAACUCUUUGGACUUCCCAAUGAGACAGCACAUGACUUCAAGGAGAACUCAAAGAGGAAACAAGCUGCCUUUGCUGAUUGGACACACUUUGCCAAUGAACCAUUCUUGCCUUCAAGAUCAAAGGUGUCUAGAAUCACUCAUCCAGCCAUUCGCUAUGUGCACCGCCUCAUCUCCACCACUUUCCAAUGCAAACAAGAAGCCAACAAGGUCACAACUGAUGAGUUCUACAUCCUCACCACACCAUUCAUCAAGCAUGAGUACAAGGCCAACCUUGGUCUUUUACUUGCCAAGACAUUCAUCAAUGUGAGGAAGCUAGCUCAAGACUUGGAAGGCAACAAGAAGCUUUGUCACAUCCACUUCCUAAACCGUUGGACUAAAGACCCAACUCGGUUUUGCUAUGAGUUUCCAAUUGGUCCAGCCAACACUUCCCUUGUCUUGCUGCCACAUGAAGACAUCCCAAGCCUACGCUCAGCAUGCAGUCAAGACUCAACGCCGCCACCAAGAACGCCAUGUUCUCACUACUGGCAUGGCCGCGCACCAAGCUCUAGACCGUGUAACAAGCUGGAGAAGAUCGUGGAAUGCCAAUCUCGCUUCAUCUCACGCCUAGUUCGUGUAGUUCGCCACAUUGCACCGGAGAGACUCUUUCGCCCUUCUUCCACCGCUAGAGAGCCAUAUGAGCCUGACCUUGGUGAGUUCUCACUAGACUCAGAGCUUGGUUCAGAAGGCGAUGACCCCAUAGAUGAGGAAGAGAGUUCUUCUCACUGCCACACAUAG
Microthlaspi erraticum is the source of this 1050-nucleotide messenger RNA. Lineage: Eukaryota; Viridiplantae; Streptophyta; Magnoliopsida; Brassicales; Brassicaceae. The record is from the annotation of a GenBank genome assembly.